Molecule: messenger RNA, 1916 nt
Organism: Ruditapes philippinarum (Manila clam)
Lineage: Eukaryota; Metazoa; Mollusca; Bivalvia; Venerida; Veneridae
Product: interleukin-6 receptor subunit beta-like
Exons: 12
Molecular function (GO): protein binding
Source: RefSeq, a predicted model, not a curated record
GAUAUUCGUUGGGAAUUAAGUACUAGCGUGCGGACAAAAGCUCUUCCUUGUGGAUAUUAAGGAGCAUUUUCCAAAACCAUGGAAUUUAGAUACACAUGAUUGAACCCUUGCGGAUACCAACAUGGCUGGCACAAACAUACAAAUAGCACAACAUGGGAAAUUGUGUUUAUUCAUUUAUGUUGUCGUCUGCAACUGCAUUCCCAGUUUUAUCACUGCGUCAGCACAAAGAAUAAACAUACUUCCGACUGAUCCAGCCGUGUGUACCGGGGACAAUAUCACAUUUACAUGUUCUUUAGAGACUACAACUAACUCUAAAAAUCAAAUUAAACCUGUGUUAUCUUCGGAAUCUUUAGUUGCCAGUACCAGUACGCAUCUAGUAGAUUACUGUACGGCUGAAAUAACGUUGUUCAACGUUUCCCGUAAACAUGAUCACGUGGCAGUUUGCUGUAUUCUUGACAACACCGACGAAAUUUGUGACAUGCUCACAGACGCCAGCUCUAUUCUAAAUGUGUACCCUUUACCAAUUGAAGUUCAAAACUUUAGUUGUCUGGUCGAAAACUAUGACAGAUCUCUGAACUGUUCCUGGAGCUAUGGGACAAUAUAUGACAGAUUUAAAGAACCGGAAGUGGCGCUUCUAUGGAAAAGCGGUGAUUCACCUUGGAUGCACUGUCCAUAUCUUGACAUAGAGAAUGGCUUUUGCUUUUGGGAAAACACUGAAACUGACUUCACGUUUAGAGAGAUUCAAAUGAUAGUUAGUUUGGAACAAACCUGUGGAAAAAGCGCCGAGUCGCAUUUUUUAACAGAUACUUCCAAAAUAGUAAAGCCGAAUCCUGUUGUGGAAUUUUCAAGUAAUGUCAUAAGUAGCACCUGUAUUGAGGUAAAAUGGCAAUCAGCUGACAUGACAUAUCCGAAAAGACAUACUGUCAAAGUAUCCGGCCGAUGGAAAGAUAACUGGGAGUUUCAAUUUAACACCACUUUCAUUACCGAGCAGCAGACACAAACGAGAAGACUAUGUGACCUUCACCCCUACACGAGCUACACUGUGACAGUCAGCACACUUCCAAUAGGGAACCAGUCCGGUUAUAAUAGUGAUCCGAAAUCGGUUGUCGCGGUUACGUAUACUGAUAAACCAGCUUCGAGUCCAAAAGUUAUACAAGGGGGUUACCACUGGCAUCCCAGGGAAUGCGAAGGAAACAACAAGGAAAGGCGUGUGUGCAUAUUUUGGAAGCCUCUUGUAGAAGUAGAAAAGAACGGGAAAAUAGAAAGUCUACCAUUCAAAACAAACGCUGUCCAUGGUAGCAGACGACAAUAUCAAUCUAAAUUUGACCAUGAUCAAACGUACGGUUGCCUUGACAACGCGCCCUGCAAUGACAGCUUCAACUUUACCAUUUCUGCAAGAAAUGUAAACGGAACUUCUGAACGCUGGUCAAGUUUAUCGAUAUCGUCUGCUUCGUCAGGUAUGUUACAACCAGCAUUUUACGUGGAGGCGGACAUCAUGAAUAAAUUAUACUUUAACUUAAAACCUUCCGAAACCACGAAAGCGAGCAGCGCCCUGGUUUCCUGGUGUCAUAACCACAAUGGUGACUGUCAGAGUGACUCUGAAGUUCAGUGGAAGACAUUUUCUUGGGGUACAGAACAGGUUGUUGUGCAGCUUGAGUUCAAUGAAAACCCACAAGACUUUCUGUAUGGUGUUAGUGCGGUGUAUGAAGAGGGCAGUAGUGGUUUAGAGUGGCAAGAAUGCGUAUAUUCCAAACACAAAGAGCCAAGUAGGGAACCUGGCAACGUGGUAAUAGCAAAUGGACCAAUGGAUAACUCGCUCUUAGUUUCCUGGGAUAAACUGAACUGUAAACCGGGCGAACCAUAUAUUGCUAUAUACAAUGUUUUGUACAUGAAUUUAGAUGACGGAGUGCAAAAAU